AUGGAAAACCUGAGCUUACAAGAAACCAGAGAGGAAUUCACCAAAAGGAUGCAGGAGUUCGAGGGACGACUACAGAAGGCAACCCUUUCGAGCCCCGGGGCAGCGAACAUCGCUUCUGACUUCGCUGUCUUUAAACAGAUGACACUGGAGAGUCUGCAAUCUUUGCAACACCAAGUUGACUUGCUGGCAAAGGAAGUUGAUUUGCAGGAAAUGCGUAGCCGACGGAAAAUUUUGUUGCUUCAUGGCGUCUCAGAAAGUGAUCAAGAGGACGUCGUCUCGGUGGUAUGUGGUGUUGUUGGUGAUCAAAUGAAAUUGGAGUUUUCAACGGAACAUAUUAGCCGGUGUCACAGGAUGGGACGUAUAACAACUAGUAAGAAAGCACGUCCACUUUUGGUGAAAUUUCGUGAUAUCAAUAUUCGCGAUAGGAUCUGGUCCAAUAAAACAAAAUUGAAAGGCACCAAUAUUUCCUUAUCUGAGUUUUUGACAAAAACUAGGCAUGAUACAUUAUAG
Galleria mellonella (greater wax moth) is the source of this 510-nucleotide messenger RNA. RefSeq lists its product as uncharacterized. Lineage: Eukaryota; Metazoa; Arthropoda; Insecta; Lepidoptera; Pyralidae. The record is from RefSeq and is a predicted model, not a curated record. The transcript has a single exon. Bases 1 to 510 code for a protein of 169 amino acids.